AUGGAUAUCGAGCAGAAGCAGGCGGAGCUGAUCGAUCACUUCGUGAAGAAGGCGCGGAACCUCGAUGGCGCGGCGGGGGCACCGUUUCUCGCCGCCCUAGUCACUGAGGCCACUAGCCAUCCCUCUCUGUUUGCCUUCUCCGAGAUCCUCUCAGUUCCCUCUCUCGCCGAGGUAAUCUGUCUCCUUUUCUCGUUUAUUUCUUCCCGAACUCCGCGCAGUCCUUGUCUACCACGCGGGGGUAGGAUGCCAUUAAGCUCUGUUGUUUUCCUGGACUCUGCUUGUCAUUCCUCAUAGAACCACGCCGUUGGUGCUUUGGUGAGUAGUAUUUUUCGCUUUUUUUUCCGGCCUUUUGUUAUCCCUUUUUAGGUCUUUUUUAAACUUAUUUUGGUCCGGGAAAUGGGGAUGAAGAGGGGAGCAUUACUUUAUUUUUUUUCAUUUUGACAUAAAUUUUAUCCAUAUUGUCUUUGUUCUGGAUUCUGUUUCACUAUGGUAUUUGCGUUCGUUCUAAGUUCUACCCCUGAUUGAUGGCUGUGUUUUUUUCUGCCAUGCAACGGCCGUCCAAUAUAAUCUGUAUUUCUCCGGGGUGUAUCCUUUCGUUGAAUUGAUCAUGUUUGCUACGAACUCUGAUGUAAUCAUGGUGCCAACACUGCUGCCUGUCUCUUUUUGCCUUCCUGAUAUUUUAACAAAAUGCAGCUCGAGAGGACUUCGUACUCAUCAUCUCUUGAGGUACUUCGCUUGUUUGCAUAUGGAACUUGGAGUGAAUACAAAAGUAAGUACAGCAUUCAAUGUACAUCUCUGUGGGAAGUUCUGGUUUAUGGUGACCACCUUCCGGUUGAUCUUGAUCAAGGACUUUGUGCUAGCCUGAUAAAUUCACAGAUAUGUUCAUGACACUUAAAGCUAGAAAAAGAUGUGAAUACAGUAACAUGCCGAAUGUCUAAGUCUAUUAUUUAAUUUUUUAAAAGAAGAACCUGUUCUUUAUGGUAAUUUAUGUAUUUACUGUGAUUUUUGGCCAAACUUGUUGUUAGAUUGUGGUCGAAUGGCAAACAAAGAUCCUUGUGCUGGUCAAAUUCUUUGUUUAGGGACUGGGUGUUGACCAGGAAUCUAAACUUUGUUGUGCACUAGGAUCAAUUAUCUUGGGAGUCACUACGGGAAUAUGUUCUUUCCAAUGCGUGGAAAAGGCAUUUUUUGUCCCAUUUCGGAAGUUAUGUUGGAGGAAAAAAAUUGUAGUGACACGUGCUUUACCAUCAAAUCCAUAGAUUCAUUGUCUAGAAAAGAAUACUGUAUGUAAACGUGAACUUUUUUAGGUCCAUGUUCUUUUCCUUCUACUGAUUUCUUGUUUCCAAUGAACCCUGUUCUAUUUUUCUGAUUGGAGCUCUUCUUUUCGGAAUGAUGCUCAACACCUGCCAGAAGAAAUUUAUAUGGAUUUCUCUGUUGCUCAUUUUUCCUGAACAAACGCUGAUAUUGUCUAUACUUUAUUUUGUGAGGCCGCCUUCCAUAUGAUGAUUCCUAUGAUUUUGAUCAUAAUUUUGCUACCGCUUAGAGUGUUGAUGAAAGAGGGGCUGGCUUGCAACUACCAGUUCCCCAGAUUUUACCCUACCAACUGUGAACAAGCUCUCCUGUCAUGGCAUAGUUUUUGGUCUAUGAUGUUUGUGUUCACAUACCAUAAAUAACCUGCACAGGCCCUUUUGUGCUUGCUCUGUAAUUUUGAUUUUUUUCUCUAGGGCUUGGAAUAUUUUUGAUUUUCUAUAGGGGCUAGAAAAUCAAAAUCUGAGAAGUAGAUGGGACACAUCAAAUCUGCGAAGGACCUCUCUAUUAUUUUCUGGAUACAAACUAUCCUUGGAAUAGUUUGUAUCCUCUUCUUUCCACUUCAGUGUAAGCACAUAGUGUGAUGAACUUGCAAGGCUCAGAAUUGACUUCGUAUAUUUAUUCAAUGUUUUACCCGUCAUGGUUCUGUUUAUCACCAACUACUGUACAACAUGAGAAGUAGAUGGGACACAUCAAAUUAAAUCUUUACGCAGCAUUGUUAUCUUAGGCGAGCUACCAUGAAUAUUUUCUGGGUGCAGUUGCAUACUAUUCUAUUUUCGCAUAAGCACUGUAGCUUUUUUGUGCUUUAGAAGCGUUGCUGUUGCAGUUUUCUCAGAAAAUUUCCAUUCAUAGAUACUUUUGGAUGCAAUUUAUCAUACUCUACCAUGAUUAUGAGUUUCGUAUACUCUGUUCAACAUUUUAUGUUUCCUUUGCUCAGGCAGAAUUUCUGUUCAGGUAUUAUAUUUUUAGGUGUUGGGACUCCAUUGCCAAUUUACACGUUAUCAAAUGGCAGAAUGUCUUUUGUUCUUGUAUUUGCUAGCUGCGGCCAGUUACAUAGGCACGGUUUGAAUACGUCCUCAGGUCCUUUGAUGGUCAAAAAAGAUGUAUAUUUGUUUAGAAAAUCUGAUUAUGUGGCAGCUUUUCCCCUACUAUGUUUCUCGAUUUACUUUUAAUAAUCAGCCCGUCCGUGUAAAUACUUGGUACAUGGUACUGUCCGAAGCUUCAUGCUGGGCAGUUUAAAAACUUAAAAAGUAUAAAAUUCUGGAAGUCAAAUAAAUGUGAACAUGUAGAAUCUUAAGAGGUCAUAGAAACUCUUGCAGAACAGAAAUGCAGACUAUUUAAAUCGUAAAAUGACAGAAAAAAGUUGAAAUGUAGAAUUGGAAAUGAAAAGUGAGGUGUCCUUGAGGGUGGCAUAACUCUUGCAGCCUAAACAUGAACAGGUUUGAGACGUCUUUUGAUGCCAGUAUGAACCAUUCGGAUUCAGAUCGUUUAGUUGGAGGUGAGUGAACCAGGAGCUGGAGAACUAAGGACACUAUUAUGUAGGUCAUCCUGGCUUGUUGGAGGGAGAUUUAUAGGUGCUUCAAUUAUCAAGGGGCCCUAUUUUGUGGAAGCAAUAAAGAGUUUUUGAUUUCUUAAUCACGAAAUUGGGCCAUAUAGUUGCAAUUAGUAAACAUUGUAGAAUUGGCCACUCUGAUAUACGUCUAGAAUAUUUUUCAUUCAGAACGGUUUAGGCCCAAAUAAGACAUAUUGAGUUUGGCUUUUGGCGCUCUAAUGUUGAUUGACCCUAUUUAGGCUUGUUUUAUCUGAUUCAUAGGAUGUGGGAGAAAAAAAGUUCGUGGAAGAAGCAUUCUUUUCCCUUUUAUGACAAUUUUUCGUUCUCGUCUUACCGUUGUUUUAUCUUGUAAUUUGGUUUCUUUUUUUUCCUUCUUCCUCGUCUUUUUAGAGGGUCUGCGUGUUAUAUUGGAGGAUUUUCCUUUUUGUUUCUGGUGUUUGAAGUUUGGUUCCUUGUUUUCAUUUCAAAUUAUUUUUUGGGAAGGGUUGAUUUCCCUGCUAUUAUUUUUCUGGCGCAGGUCAUUGAUCAACUAUUCUUUCUUUGAUUAACUGUGAAUCAUAGGAAAGUGUGAGUUAUCUUCUGCGUUUGACAGCAUGUGCAUGCCCUUUGUCAUCAUUUCCCUUUAAUUCAUUUUAUUCUGGCCUUGUACCCAACAAAUAAAAGUUGGAAUACAUGACAUGUUCAUAACGAACUGUAGCAAUUAUAUCAAUUAUUGGGGAAUAUAUUGGGUUGAAUUAGCAACUUCUUGGCAGAUGUUUUUCUCUUCUAUAAGAGCUAUGGGAGGACUCCUGCAUAACAGCAUAAUUCUUGCAUUCAAAUUGAAGGUACUUUUUCGAUCAUUUCAGUCGUAACUAUCAUUCAUUUGAUUAAUUUGAAAAAUCAUUGGAGAUAAGAAAGAACAAAGAGUAUUUAUUGGAGACACUCCUCUAAUGAAAUCCCUUUGAACCCUUACAGUAAAUGGAUUUUACAAUACUGUAGUUAAUCAAGUGUUUCCAAGUCCUAGCAUUUACUACCAUUCCGACUUGGGCCAUUACCAUACCAGCACCAUAAUAUUAGGUUGGGGAGGAAAAUCAGAAUGAUAUAUUGACAGAAAAGCGAAUAUAUUUGAGUAGGAAACAGAAAGUUUCUAUUCGAUUUGUAUUAUCAGCUAUGGGUUUAAAUCUAUGGGAAAUUCUAUAUUACUUUGUCAUCCUAACAUAUUCUUGUCUUUCCUGAAUGAUAAAGGGGAAAAUAAAUAUCAGGAUGAACUAAAGAACGAAGAACUAUGGAAUUCGUUGUUGAAUUUUUAAAUUUUUCUGGCAUCUUUCAGCUGUUCUUGUGUGUUAGUACGUAGCAGUGGUAUUCCUCAUCUAGUGUGAUUCAAUAGAAAACGAGGUUGUGUUCCCUUUUUUCAUUUCAAAGGGUGAAUAGGGUAUAUUUGAUUGUGUAUAGAAAGGUGGUUAUUGAUGACUUCUUGAUGAUGGCCAAUAGUUAGCUUGUGACAUGGCAAGAGUCUUCCUUGGUUUUGGAUGAGACGACCCAGUACAAAGCUGCUGUCUAAUCCUUAUUUUCCCGUUCUACUUGGCUGAUUUUCAUGGAGAUUAUUACCUUGGAAGUCCAAAACCUAUCUUAUUUUUCCGAAUUGCACAUGUGGUUAAGUCCAUUAUGCUCGAGCUGCCUUUUCACCGUCUGUUUGUAAUCGAUUGAUGGAUUGCUACCAAGUAUUUCUUCCUUUGAUUGAUGUGGUGAACAUAAAAUCUGAAGUUAAUAAGCAUGGUAAUCGACUAUGGAGUUAGCAAGAUCCAAUGUAUUUCUUUCUCUCUGCUAGGCAAUAUGUUGCUGAAAGCAUGAACAAGAAAGUUAAACCUUCUGUGCAGUCAAUCUCUUCAUUCUCUACCACGAGGAGAAGAGAGGGGGAUGAGUAGAUUACAACCUGUCAUACCAAUUUUAGGGAAAGGACUUUGGCUUUAGUUCAUGUAAAAGUUAUGACUGACAGAGGGAAAUGCUGAACAGAUUUAUUGGUAGUGGCUACCUCUUUAAACACCUCCAAACGGAACUUCAUAAAAUACUUGUUCAAAUUGGAUGUUGGGUAGUUUCUAGUAUCUUGAACCUGUGAGGAAUAAAGCUGGAUUCCUCUCGAGAGUAGAGACGGCAUCUGUAUCAGGAAGGAUAAGAGAAGUUAAGCUACGGCCCAAAUCCUGUCUAUUUCCCCUCAGCCAAACAAUAAACCUUCUUCUCGGAAAAACUGCAGUAUCCACUCAUCUCCUCUUCUGCAUUUGGUUGGAUAAUGAACAUUAUGAUUAUGUUCUCAGCCUAACUUUGUGCCGUGAUCUAAAUUCCAUUACCCUCGCAUAACACCCUUACUGUGAAUUAUUUAGAUUCCAUUAGGAUGUAUGUGUAGAUGCAUUGCAGAAGAUUCAUAGUGAAUCAUAUCCAUUAAUAUAUUGUUUCUUGUUUCAUAUUUGAGAAUCAUAUGUUUCUGAUGCUAUUUUGACUCUUUUUCACCUCGAAUGUUUACAUGAGAUUCAAUUGAUAUAGGUAAUGCAGGCCGUCUUCCAAUAUUGGUACCAGCACAAGUUCUCAAGCUAAAACAACUUAGUGUUCUAACAUUGGCAGAGACUAACAAGGUACUUAUAUAACGUUCCAUAUGUUGUCUUCUUGGGCAUAGAAAGUGGAGUCUUUAAAAGUAUGCCAAAAUCAUAACCACUUUCUGGUUUAUUUGUUAGAAAGGGGUAGAAAAGGUUGAAGGAUGAUUUCCAGUUAUAGCCCAGCCUAGAGCAUGUAUCCAUUAGUUCUCCGUUAUUUCUUUGUGAAUUUUUUUUCUCUCUAAAAUUGAAAUGAAACCAACAAAACGUAAAUCGUGCUUCCCUGAAACUUUUCUGGAAAGGUUAUGGCGAUCCACUCUCUCAUUUUGGGUGUGAGUGUUUAUCCCAAUCACAAUGAUCAACCAAGAAAAGAGCUGGGAGAUGUGUGACUUAGUUAUUUUUUCGUGGAUAUGUUUAUCAGGUCUCGUAUGCCUACUUGUACAUGGAUUGCUACUGAAGACAAUAUUCCAUGUAGAUUUUUCUGACCCUACAUUACAUCUACAACAACGAGUUAAUGAAUGGAUUGCAUAAAAUAUUAAUGGAAGUUUUGUUGCCCUAGUAUCUCUGGGAACCAUCGACAACCUCAUGCGAUAAGAGCCCGUGAUCAACAAUCUUUUCUGGUUCAUAAUCUGAUCCUUGCCUAUUUCGGUGGCACAAUUUUGUUCUGCCAAAAGCGGAAGUCUUGUUCCCCUUCACUGUGCCAAUUGACCUAAUUUUCACCGUGUAGAUCAGGGGUCGUAAUGAUGCAUCUUGCAUGGGAAUCUUAUUUCGCCUGUGGACUCCCUAAAAUUUCCUUUUAUUCCCCACGUUAAAUUGUGUAAAGUAUAUGAUGCGGUAAUCAAACCUCAUCGCCUAUGAUAUCUUCUAUCAUCAGAUAUUCUUUCCUCAUAUGUGCAUCACACAAAAGAUUUGUAGUUAAUUGUUGAACAUUACCCAAAAGAUUGUGAUCUAUUACUGUGAUCCUGGACCUUUGAGCAAACCUUUGCAACCGUCACCUUCUUCCACUCCUUGACCUGUAGACUGUCACUUGCUUUCUCUUGGUCUGCCUGAGAGGAAGCUUCCAUCUUCCCUCCAAUGUCUUUAUUGCUUGUUCACGUCCAAUGUCUUUUGUUGAAAAGGUACAAGCCUAGAGGCUGUCAAAGAAUCAUUUCGUUGUGCUUGCUGUCCCUGAACAUCUGUCCUGUCGUGUGGGCCUUGGUCUAUUGUGGGUUCUUUUUAUUAUUAAGUCUUUUUCCUGCCAUUAUUUAUGUUUCUAGUUUUGUGCUGUGGGUUGAUACUGUUUUGGGAAGAUGUUGAAGGCCAUCAUCUACCUUGCAUACCUGACAAUGAAUGUUGAUUUGUUUGAUCCUUAUUUGGGGUGAGCUUAUUCUAUCGUUCCAUAGACUAGCGAUGUGAGAUGGGUGGAUGUAUGGCCAGAAAACGAUAGGAUAUUAGCUAACCUGGAUAGGAUCAGCUAAUUCUUAAAGCAAUGUUACCAACCCUGAAUUGAGAUUUCAUGGUGCUGAAAUCUCGAGCCUAUUGGCUGCGCCUAACUCGUCUGUAAAUCCAACUCAAUUAGAUUGUCCUGUUUUUUCACUCACGUUGGUUCUCUAUUACAAAAAGGUCACAGUUGGGAUUGGUUAGUACUGUUCUUGAUCCUUCCUGGCUGUUAAUUGAACCAAUGCUAACUUGCUUCGAAAGGGCCCCAUCUGAGACCUAGAGUAGGGGGUAAGUCCAUCUGUCCCAUUUCAAUUGUUUUGUUGGCUUUUAGGUAAACUACAUGGAAGAUAGCUUUUCCUAGUUUCUCGUCUGACAUUAAUUUAAUCAAGUACCUAUUACUACAUUGUAGAAAUUUAUGCCAAUCAUAAUGUAUGCCAUAUUCCUGAGAUCUUCAUCGCAUCUUGCUUAUCCUUUGUGGAUAUAAGUGGAAAUAAGAUGGUGACAAAAGCAACUAUGUUUUCCCCUGUCAAGUUAUCCAAACGAAUCAACAAAAGCUUCUCCAGUCGUGUUUAAUACGACAGGACGAUUGCAUUUUCUCUGUCAGUCUUUUGUCAGAAGAAAAAAUGAUUUGAUUAAAAUUAAGCAUCAUACCUUUGUAUUUCAAGGAUAGUAAUAAUUUAAGUCGCAUAGAUAAUCCUACACUUCAGAGUGUGAUUGUGUUCUGAUUUGUCAGUUUUCUAAGAAAAAAUGAUUUGGAAGGUAAAAGAAUAUCUAACUUUAUACUGUGGUUGUUCUGUUAUCUUAAGAUCUUGAUUGAGAAGUUUUCCUUGUCCUCGGUAUCCUUUUAUCUAUGGAAUCUGUGAUAUGCUAUCUUCCCGUUUAAUACAACUUUAUAAUAUUUGUUUCCUGUAGUAUGCAUUGUACCGCUAUAUGCUUACUCCACAACCGCAUUUGAUCAUGGCAGAUACUUCCAUAUGAUCAGUUGAUGCGGGAACUAGAUGUUUCGAAUGUACGUGAGCUCGAAGACUUUCUCAUAAAUGAGUGUAUGUAUGCAGUAAGUGGCUUUUCUUUCUCAGCUGUUGACUAUACUCUUCAUGGUUUAUGUAGCUGCGUGAUGUACUCUGGGAGAUUAGUUUUUUGUCUGGAAUAUUUUUACUAGGAACCACUGAAGGCAAUAUUUAAAUCUUCUGUAUGUGAAGGUCUCGUAUCACUCUGGGGUUGGAGGGGGGCGUUUCCCUGUUUUAUGUGGAUUUUUUUGUGUGAAAAUAGAAUUUGCUUUGGCGAAUCUUAUGUUCACAUGACGAAAGUAUCAUUUUAUAUUACCAUAUAAACUGGAAUAUGUUGAAAUGUCCUUACUCGUCCUCAUCUCGCCUUUUAUUGCAGGGCAUUGUUAGAGGGAAGCUGGAUCAGUUGCGCAGGUGCUUUGAGGUAGGAUUUGCUGGGUUUUGAACGCGUCCAAUCAAUUUAUUACUAUGCUUUAUUUUAUCCGAAGAUUGUAUUUAGACAUCUUUGAGUACCGUGUCAUAUGUCAUUGAAUGGCUUUCUAGUUACCUCGAUUUUGGGUUCUGUUCAGGUUCAAUUCGCUGCAGGAAGAGAUUUGAAGCAUGAGCAGCUCGAUAAUAUGAUAAAGACUAUGUCAAACUGGUAAUUCUUAUUUAAGUAAUGUAUGAAUACAAAUUUAGUUGGACUUUUCUUUUUCUUGCUUGAUCUUUUAGCAUUCUUACUCAUUUUGCAUUUCAGAGCUGCAUUUAAACAGAUCUAUAUUUGCAUACUAUUGGAGAUGUACAGGCCUGAAUUAAUUGGGAUUAUUUGGCUGACCUAGGGUCCAUUCCCAUUUCGCAGUCUGUUAUUGUAGUUUCGAACCAGCAGAUAAUAAUUUUUGCCCUUUGGGUGAUUUUUUACAGUAGAAGGAAAUGUAUCUAGUGGUAACGUCAAGUUCCUCAUUUGAAGCCAUUAACGGACUGAAUUCGUCAUUGGCAUCCUGGAUUUAGUUUAUAAGUAGUUUUAUCUGCUCACUGAAUAGUGGUAUGCAUACUGCAAUUCAGCCUGCUGUGUGUAUGAUUUGAUAUUGAGUAGGUUCGCAAAAAAAUUAUUUAUCGAUGUCAGAUGGGACCUUGUGAGUGUGGUUAGUUCUGUACGAUUUGUGAGUUGACAUUUUUUUUCCUACUUUUCUGCAAUAAUGGAAUAGUCAAAAUUCGAAAUGGUUGCACUUAAGGUGCAACUCGGAUUGUAUGGGAACGAGACAUCGGUGAUUUGGAAUAUUGAGGUAAUGCUUACUUUAGGGUAUUUCAGAAUACAACUCAUUGAGAGUUGAUUGUUUAAUAGGAUGAACAGGACAGCAGAUCAUUUUGUUUACUGCGGCUUGCUUUUCAUGUUCUCCAUUUAUGGUAAUCUUGAUGAGGACGUAAUUUCUCUAAGAAGUUCAGUUUCAUGCUUCAAUUUUUUUCUUUUAAUGUCAACAAUUCUCUAUCCCACUGUUUGGUGCCUCUCUUACCAUAUUUACAUUACUCUUUCGGAUCUAGAUGGUUACUUGGACCCAUAUGUUCAACAUCAUUUUCAAUUAUAUAUUGCGGUUCAUGAUUUCAUUCACAGCAGCUUGACGCUUACCCUCAAUAGAAUGAUUUGGGCUGGCUAUGUUGCCUUCAGCAUUACUAAUGAAUAUCAGUCGUUUUUUGAGGUGUCUUACCCUGUGCAAAUUAGAUGACGAAUAAAUUUUAUCUCAAAUUAUCUGUCUAAACAUUAAACCAGUCUCCUUUGGCUCCUCUUCCACAAUUAGUAAUCGGAUUUGAUCCAUAUUUGUUUUAAAACACUAUUUAUCUACUGUUUAUUUCCUGGAUGCUCUACCAUGGCAUCCAUUGAUAUGGUGGCAACCGCUAGCCAGAGUUUUGGACGCCUCAAGUGUGAGCGUUUGGGAAUAGAGAGAAUGGUGGAAGAUCAGGGAUCGUAUUUUUCAGUUUCCUGGUCUGAAUUGCUUUUCUGAGCCCUUUGCUAUCUUAAAUAUGGUUUUUUUAUAGAAAUCAUUUCCUGUUUACGACUUAAUCGUCACAUUCACUUCAAAACAAGAUAGCUCUUUCGAUAAGAUCAUAGACUUAAUCUGAAGGGAAACAAGGGAUAUUUUUGAUAUGUCUACCGGAGAAGCUCCUUCUAAUAUGUCCUUUUACCCUGGUUCAAGGAUCCAAAAGACGAAGAGGUCUUUUGAAAAAAAAUAAAUCCCAAUGAGAAUUUUCUUGACAUCCUUUGUGGUCUUCCCCUUGUUUAUGAUCUUUGGAGUUUAGUCUACCCUGUGAUAAAAUAUAAAUAGGCCUUGCUCAGAGAGGCAGAUUGCAGUAUCAAAAUAGGUUGCUAUGCUAGAUACCAGAUUGUGAUUAUAGGCUGAUUCUCUCUCUCUCUCUCUCUCUCUCUCUCUCUAUCUCUCUCUCUCUCUCUCUCUCUCUAUCUAUCUUUUUUUCUCUCUUUAACCGACUUGAACUGUCGUGAUUUUGUAUGAGACAUUUUCUGAGUAAAUCGCCCUGUUCCUACCUGGGCAGAUGAGUUGGUAAGGAAGAUCUAGGAGGCCGACGGGUCUAUAUUUGAAUAAUCAUGCUUUCGGAUAUGGUUCUUAAGCGCUAUAUCUUGGUUCUUUAUUUAUUUCUCUCUUGGGUGUGUUCUUUGCAAGGGCGGCCGAAUUGGCCAACCCUCAAGUGGAGGGGGGUCAUUGGCUAUUAAUCGUUUUGCUGAUGUGUUUCGCAGGUUGAGCACUUCCGAUAGCCUUCUCAAUUCCAUCCAAGACAAGAUCAAGUGGGCGGACAUGAUGAGCGAAGAACAUAAGAAACACCGCAAGGACAUCGAAGAGAAGGUGGACGAGAUGAAGAAAUCCCUUAAGGUAAGAGAAACGAUUUAAAUAUCCUUCCGAUUUCAUCAAUUUUUUUCCAAUCUUGCCCAAUCUUUCCUUCUUUCUCUGUGAUUCAUGCCUGUAGACGGCUGCUAUAUACUACCCAUUUAGGGAACAAUCCUAUCUUCUGCGGCCAGAAACUAUCUACCCCGUUGAUAAGAAACUUUAUUAACCUCGCCAAAGACUAUAGUUUUGUGGGUUCUGAUGAGAAUAUUCAUAAUUCAUGCCUUCCUUCCCUCUUUCUUCUCAUCAGAACUCAGCCCGUUUGAUGAACAAAUUUUCUGAAAGGAGAAAAGAAUUCAGCCCCCCAAGUCUCUGCUUCCUUCCCUCUUUCUCCAUUAUGCAUGCCUGUAUCGUUCUUCACUGCUACCCGUUUAAGGGAUUCUUUCGUGGCCAGGAUCACGCGUUCUUUAGCAACUUGAUUAAGACCAACGGAAACCAUAGUUUUAUGAGAUCUAAAGAGAGGAUUUAUGGGCCUGUUGAUCGUAAUAGUUACUGGUUUGGGCAUCUUCAAUAAUGGGCAAUGUCAGUCGAUGUGUCUUACUUACUUGGUGGCAGAAGUUCCACAAUUUAAGCAGGCCGACUUGGACUUACGGGGCAACGCCGAGAUCCUCUACUCUGAACCUGGAGGAGUGAUGGACUACGAGGAGGACAGAGCCCGCCCCAAGAGGUACCUCCCCGCCACCUACUUCCUCUCUCUAUCUCUCUCUCUCUCUCUCUCAAAGUCACCUUCAAGCAUUGGCUAGCGGGACUCUGCGUUUCUUUUACCCGGUUUGAUGAACAUGAAAGGGUCCACCUUUCUUGGGCAUCUCAGGAAUCAUUAAUAGUUAAAAAGGAAGAAAAACAAAGAAACUGGGAAACAUGAACCAUCUCGGCGAACCCUAAAAAUCCUAAAAUACGUCUGUUUUCUAAGAGGAAAACUGGGUGUUCUUCUGUUUUUUAACUGGAAGGUGGGUGCCCUUUGUGUGAUUGAGAUAGAUACUUAUGCGCAUAAUCUCUCUCUCUCUCUCUCUCUCUCUAUAUAUAUAUAUGUAUAUAUAUCUAUCUAUAUAUAUAUAUAUAUAUAGAUCCUGUUGGAACCUAGCAGUUGGCCGUCUCUGGCCAGGAGUCUUGUUUCUUUCAAUGUAUAGCGUUGUCGGGGUGAAGAGGAGGGCUCAUUCAGGCGGUUUCUUGGCCGUGCAGGAGGCGACACCCGAUGAGAGAGCAGCAUUAG
Messenger RNA from Spirodela intermedia, 11924 nucleotides. The record is from the annotation of a GenBank genome assembly. Lineage: Eukaryota; Viridiplantae; Streptophyta; Magnoliopsida; Alismatales; Araceae.